Messenger RNA from Loxodonta africana (African savanna elephant), 6558 nucleotides. It is a transcript of the gene LAG3, whose product is annotated as lymphocyte activating 3. The transcript has 8 exons. Lineage: Eukaryota; Metazoa; Chordata; Mammalia; Proboscidea; Elephantidae. Bases 334 to 1893 code for a protein of 519 amino acids. The record is from RefSeq and is a predicted model, not a curated record. Gene Ontology annotation, molecular function: transmembrane signaling receptor activity; MHC class II protein binding.
CAGGGGCGAGGGCCCUGGGAGCAGCACACCGGCAUCCCAGCUCACACAGCCAGCUUGCCUCCACUCUGCUCUCUGACGCUGCCCUGCCCCGUUCCCUGGAACAACCCCAACACCUACCCCACCCUCAGGCUGCCUGAUCUGGCCAGCUUUCCCCAGGAUUUCAGCUUCUGAUUGUUGGUCACUCCCCUCUCUCUCCAGGCCCCACUCCCAUCCGCCUUCCUCUAGAUUCUCUUCCUUCACCUCCCUCUUUGUAGAACCCCUCUUUUGUCCCGCCUACCCUUUUUCUGACCUCCUCCCUGUGGAGGGCUUAGGGUGGCCCAGGCCAUAGGGGAGAUGUGGGAGACACAGUUCCUGGUCUUGCUGCUUCUGCAACUGCUGUGGGUGGCUCCAGUGGAGGCUUCAGGGCCUGAGGCAAAGAUUCCGGUGGUGUGGGCCCAGGAGGGGGCCCCUGUCCGACUCCCCUGCAGCCCCAAAAUCCCCCUCAACCUUCUGCGAAGUGCAGCGGUCACUUGGCAGCACCAACCAGACAGCGGCCCGCCCGGCCCGGCCCCCGGCCUCUCCCCUACCCCUGGGCCGCCCUCCCCUCCGGGGUCCGGACCCCGCCGCUACACUGUGCUGAGCGUGGCCCCGGGAGGCCUGCGCAGCGGGAGGCAGCCCCUGCAGCCCCGGGUGCAGGUGGCGGAACGCGAUCUCCAACGCGGAGACUUCUCGCUGUGGCUGCGCCCAGCCCGACACGCCGACGCCGGCGAGUACAGCGCCACCGUGCGCUUCAGGAACCGCGCCCUCGCCUGCCGCCUCUGCCUGCGCGUGGGCCAAGCGUCGAUGACGGCCAGCGCCCCAGGACCUCUCAGGACCUCCGAGUCAGUCGUUUUGAACUGCUCCUUCAGCCGCCCUGACCUCCCAGCCUCUGUGAGCUGGUUCCGAGGCCUGGCUCGGGACCCUGUCCAGAAGUCCCCCCAGCACCACUUGGGUGGAAGCUUCCUCUUCCUGCCUCAAGUCAGCCCCUCAGACUCUGGGCCCUGGGGCUGCAUCCUCACCUACAGAGAUGGCUUCAUUGUCUCCAUCACGUACAACCUCACUGUUCUGGGUCUGGAACCCCCAACCCCACUGACAGUAUACGCUGGAGCAGGUUCCAGGGUUCAGCUGCCCUGCCGCCUGCCUCUUGCUUUGGGGACCCAGUCUUUCCUCACUGCCAAGUGGACCCGACCUGGGGGAGGCCGUGACCUCCACCUGGCUGGGGACAAUGGCAGUUUUACUCUUUGGCUAGAGGCCGUGAGCCUGGCCCAGGCUGGUACCUACACCUGCCGUGUCCAUCUACAGGGACAGCAGCUUAGCGCUACCAUCACUUUGGCAGUCAUCACAGUGACUCCCAAAUCUUUUGGGUUACCUGGUUCCCCGGGGAAGCUGCUUUGUGAGGUGACUCCAGCGUCUGGACAAGAGGACUUUGUGUGGACCCCCCUGAGCAAUCAGUCUCGGAGGAGCUCCCCAGGGCCUUGGCUGGAGAUACAGGAGGCCAGGCUCCUUUCCCAACCCUGGCAGUGCCAGUUGUACCAGGGCAAGAGACUUCUCGGAUCAGUGUUAUACGUCACAGAGCCAUAUGGCCCAGGUGCCCGACGCUCUGGAGGGGGCCCAGAUGCCAUCAGAACAGACCAUUUCCUCCCUCUUUUUCUCAUCCUUGGUAUCCUCUUGCUGCUCCUCUUUAUGACGGCAGCCUUUGGCUUUCAUCUUUGGAGAAGACCGUGGAGGCCAAGAAGAUUCUCUGCCCUAGAGAAUGGGAUUCAUCCUCCCCAGGCUCAGAGCAAGACAGAGGAGCUGGAGCUAGAACCAGAGCAAGAGAUGGAGCCGGAGCCAGAGCUGGAGCUGGAGCUGGAGUCGGAGCCGGAGAAGCCCUGACCUGGAGAUGAUGCAGUCAGCCCAUCUCAGCAGCUCAGUCUUUUCCCGCUGUCUCAGCCCACAAAUAAACUCCCUGUCAGCAGCAAGCCUGAGUCUGACUCCUUCUUGUCCAGUGAAGAUUCUUGUCUCUCCCCAGCCUCUAGGGCUCUCUUUUCCCACCCCAGCCUCCUAACCCACUUUCCCCAGCCAAUCUCUCUCAUUUUCCUAUUCCCAUCUUUCCUUUUUCAGCUUCUGGCCUCUCUGUUUCUUCCUUGGUCUCUCUUUUGCUCUCUCUCUCUCUCUCUCACCUGGGUAAUUUUUUUGAAGCUCCAAAAAAGCCCUCACCCGUUAUUAUCUCUACAGCCCUUCUCUCCUCCAUCUUUUCACCCAUAUCAUGCUGGCUGCCCUGAUUUCCUUUAUAUAUUUUUGUCUCUCUGCCCCACCCUACUCCACCCCACACUCAGCUGCACUUCAGCACCUGUCCGUGGCUCCCUGGCUGCAGCAGACACACACACAUACACUCACACCCACCCACCAACCCAGAGAGGAGCUCCUAGGCUAUGGAGGAGCCCUGCUGCCAUGUCAAGUCCUGGGCAGCUGGUUGAGGUUAUUACAGAUCUCUGCCCCACCCCCCACUUUCCUCAGCCCUUAGCAAUUUGUCUGGUCCCAGGCAUGAGAACACACUGCCACCCAGUGGUCACUGCUCACCACACAUCACCGGAGGUCAGUGGGCAGGCAGGUGGGAGGAAAUUGAACACUGCAGUGGACUCAGGCCAAGCACUCACCCAGUGUGUGCAAGACACUGCCUUUGUGGCACGCCCUGUUGAUGUUCAGCACAAGACUGUGUACGUAGCAGCUGUCACGCGGCCUGCGCACCCUUCCGUAGAGAGACUGUACAAUGCAUGCCUCAGGAGAUACAGCCCUGGCCCUGGCAAGUUCAUAAUCCAAGUCUGACAAAGGGGAGUUCUGUGAACAAAGGCCACAGGACGUGGGGAGGAAAACAUCCAGAGAGACACUUGGCUGUUGUUGCAACUUUGGGAGUUAGGAGACCUGGCUUUUGAUAUGGCUCUACCACAGUUCCGAUGUGACCAUGGCCAAUCUCCCUUAGCCUCAGUUUCUUCACCUAUUAAAUGAGAUAAUGAUAAUAAUCCACCAAAACGGGUUGUUGCAAAUAUCAGGUGAAAAAGGGCUUUGAAAGCUGUGAGGUGCUCCGUGUAUGUGAUGUGCUUGUCUGAUUACCCACUGAUGAAGGAGAAGGGAGGCAAAUAAUGAUAUAGAAGACUCAUGAACCUGCCCCUGCCCCCGUGUGCCUCUCUUGGAGAGAACAUUUGUGUGGACCAUGCAGACCAUCCUUUUAGCAGAGAACGUACACAGCCUCAGCCCACAGCACCCCCACAGUCUGGCAUGGGGACCUCUACCUCUGCCUGCAAUGAGCACAGGGUAUUGGACUUUGGCUGCAGACAGCUCUUUUCGGGAACUUUAACCCUGUACAGGAGAAAGAAAAAGUAUUGAAAGAGAGCGAGAGCGAGCUUGCAGGAGGCAUACUGUGCUACAUAUAUACGUGUUGUGGCAGAUGUCCUAUCAGGUGUACCCUGGGCCUGGGUGUCGUAAGCUAACUGACACAAAGAGACUAGCACGAGGCUGAAGACUGUCUCUGUGGAGACACUACGGCCAGAAACUUGAGGGCGAAGAAUGGAAUAAGUGACCUUUUUGCUCUGUGCAAAGCCUUAAGGAGAUAGGGGGCACCCUCUGAAGCCUAAAUAAUGAGACAUUUGAGGCAAUCUGAGACUCUGAGCUUUAGGAAGGUGUUUUCCCUUGCCUGAUCACAGGUGGAGAAACAGUGGCACAGAAAGGAGGAGUCUGUGGUGCUUAUCAGAGGGUCACACUAUGAGAUGAAGGCCUGAAAUCCCCUUUAGAAACCUUCAAAGCAAUAUUUCCACCGUUUGUGGUUGGCUGGGUGGGGAUAGGUGCUGAUGGGGUCUCUUCAGCUCUGCCCCAGGAUUCCGUUCUCCAAAGCCUUAGUAGAAGCCCUCAUGUUUUAAUGGGGCAGGGGUUUCCCGGAAAGUUCUGUGGGUGGCAUUUCCCCUUUCUAUUAGAUAACAUCCUAUGCCCUUUGAGUUUAUGAAGUAGUCAUUGAAGAUUCACUGGGGCCCAGGCAGGGACUUCCCCUCUGCUCCUGCAAGAAGGGGGACAGGGAGGGGACAGGCAGAAUGAAGGGCCACCUGGUUCCCCCACCCGCUAGGGAAGAGAACAAAGAAAGGAAGGAAGAGGGGUUUUGGGGGUUUGUGCAUACAGUGCUUCCUUUAUUAAUUCUUACUCCCUUUCUCUAUAGGUUCUUCCCUAAGGAGUGAGACAUUCCUGCUCUUCCCCCCUAAAGCACCGUUUCCCAUUUAAAAAACCAAAAACCAAACCCCUUGCCAUUAGCUCAUAGCAACCCUAUAGGACAGAGUAGGACUGCCCCAUAGGGUUUCCAAGGAGUAGCUUCUGGAUUGGAACUGCCAAUCUUUUGGUUAGCAGCCAUAGCUCUUAACCACUGUGCCACCAAGGCUCCAUUUCCCAUCUAGCAGCAUAAAACCUCUAGGUCUCCCAGGGAACUAGGUGGAUUCAUUCUGUACCUCUAAGUUUAUCCACAAACCAGUGUUCCAGGCUGGGCUCCUGGAGGGGAAGAGGCACCAAGGAGGGAGGGAGCUCAGGGAGCUUCCGUGGGUGGGCAAUCAUCUUAGGUCCUUGUUAAGGAGGAAGGAGAGAGUAUUAGUUAUCUAUUGCUGUGUAACAAAUCACCCCCAAAUGUAGCCGUUUAAAACAACAAACGUGUUGUCUCACACAGUUUCCGAAGGUCAGGAAUCCAAGAGUAUUUUAGUUGGGUCUUUCUGGCUCAGGAUCUCACAAGACGUAGGCUGAGGCCACAAUCAUCUGAAGGCUUGGUUGGGGCUGGAGGAUCCACUUCUAAGAAGCUCAUUCACACGGUUGCUUGUCAGAGGCCGUAGUUCCUCCUCACAUAGGUCUCUUCAUAGGGCUGUUCAGAACAUGGCUGCUGGCUUCUCCCAGAGAGAGAGAGUGGCCAAGACAAAGCCACUAAGCUUUCAUAACCUAAUCUCAGAAAUGGCACACCAUCACUUCUGCCCUAUUCUAUUGGUCACUGUGAUGUUGUGUGUCAACUUGUCUGGGCCAUGAUUCUCAGUGGUUUGGAAAUUAUGUAAUGAUGAAGUUUGGCACUUACGUAAUGUUGUAGUCAUUCUCCCUUUGUGAUAUAAUGUAAUCACUUCCAUGAUUUGAUCUGAUGUGACCAGCCAGUCAGUUGUAAGGGGAGUUUCCUCAGGGCUGUGGCCUGCAUCCAAUAUAUAUGGUGAAGUGCCUGUUCAUAUCCUUUGCCCAUUUUUUAAUUGGGUUGUCUUUUUGUUGUUGAGGUUUUGCAGUAUCUUGUAGAUUUUAGAGAUUAGACACUGAUCGGAUUUGUCAUAGCCAAAAAUUUUUUCCCGGUCUGUAGGUUGUCUUUUUAUUUUUUUGAUGAACUCUUUUGAUGAGUAUAAGUGUUUGAUUUUUAGGAGCUCCCAGUUAUCUAGUUUCUCUUCUGGUGUUUGUGCAUCGUUAGUAAUGUUUUGUAUUCUGUCUGUGCCACGUAUUAGGGCUCCUACUCUUGUCCCUAUUUUUUCUCCAUGAUCUUUAUCGUUUUAGAUUUUAUAUUUAGGUCUUUGAUCCAUUUUGAGUUAGAUUUUGUGGAUGGUGUGAGGUAUGGGUCUUGUUUCAUUUUUUUGCAGAUGGAUAUCCAGUUAUGCCAGCACCAUUUAAAAAAAAUUUUUAUUGUGCUUUAAGUGAAAGUUUAAAAACCAAGUCAGUCUCUCAUACAAAAAUUUAUAUACACCUUGCUAUAUACUCCUAAUUGCUCUCCCCGUAAUGAGACAGCCCACUCCUUCCUUCCACUCUCUCUUUUCGUGUCCAUUCUGUCAGCUUCUGACCACCUCUGCCCUCUCAUCUCGCCUCCAGAUAGGAGAUGCCAACAUAGUCUCAAGUGUCUACUUGAUCCAAGAAGCUCAUUCUUCACCAGCAUCUCUUUCUAUCCCACUGUCCAGUCCAAUCCCUGUCUGAAGAGUUGGCUUUGGGAAUGUGCCGUGGGCUAGCAGAAGGUCUGGGGACUAUGACCACCGGGGUCCUUCUAGUCUUAGACCACUAAGUCUUGUCUUUUUAUGAGAAUUUGGGGUCUGCAUCCCACUGCUCUCCUGUUUCCUCAGGGGUUCUCUGUUGUGUUUCUGUCAGGGCCGGCAUCAGUUGUACCCGGGCACCCUUUAGUUCUCCUGGUCUCAGGCUGAUGUAUUCUCUGGCUUAUGUGGUCCUAUCUGUCUCUUGGGCUCAUAAUUACUUUGGGCCCUUGGUGUUCUUCAUUCUUCUUUGCUCCAGGUGGGUUGAGACCAAUUGAUACAUCUUAGAUGGCCACUCGCUAGCAUUUAAGACCCCAGAUGCCACUCUCCAAAGUGGGCUGCAGAAUGUUUUCUUAAUAGAUUUUAUUAUGCCAAUUGACUUAGGCGUCCCCUGAAACCAUGGUCCUCAAACCCCCACCUCUGCUACGCUGGCCUUUGAAGCAUUCAGUUUACUCAGGAAAGUUCUUUGCUUUUGGCUUAGUCCAGUUGUGCUAUCCUCCCUGUAUUGUGUGUUAUCUUUCCCUUCACUUAAAAUAGUUCUUAUCUACUA